Molecule: messenger RNA, 2111 nt
Organism: Musa acuminata AAA Group (dessert banana)
Lineage: Eukaryota; Viridiplantae; Streptophyta; Magnoliopsida; Zingiberales; Musaceae
Product: cytochrome P450 81Q32-like
Exons: 3
Coding region: 263-1909 (548 amino acids)
Molecular function (GO): oxidoreductase activity, acting on paired donors, with incorporation or reduction of molecular oxygen; iron ion binding; heme binding
Source: RefSeq, a predicted model, not a curated record
CAUCCUCCGACGUGUUCUCCUCUCUGUCUCUCCUCUCUUCUCUUCGUAUCCCUCUCUUCCUCUAUUUUCACAUCCGUGUCAUUUAUGAAUUCUUCGCUACCUUUUGGUAUAGGAGACAUCCUAACCGAUGGAGGUCCGAAUCCAAUUCUGUCAAACCGCCCAAUGAUGAUGAUCCAUAAUUGUGUCGACUCAAGGAGACAUUAUCCCAUGGGGCUUAUAAGCAACCAUUUCGCGCGAACCUUUCAUCCUCGGACGACAUACCAUGGCCGACGCCUCCUCCUCUCUCCCUCUCCUCUCUUCUCUUCUUUUCCCUCUCCUCGGCCUGUUGCUCGCAUCCCUGUCACGGCGAUGGCUGAAGAGUGCUCGCAAGAAUCCACCGCCGAGCCCCCCAUCGUUCCCCUUCAUCGGCCACCUCCACCUAAUCGCCAAGCCCCCGCUCCACCGCGCCCUCGCUGCCAUCGCUGCCGCCCGCGGUCACGUCGUGCUCCUCCGCCUUGGAUCCCGCCCCGUCCUCCUCGUCUCCUCCGCUCCCGCCGCGGAAGAGUGCUUCACCGCCCACGACCUUGCCUUCGCCAACCGCCCCCGCCUCCUCGCCGCUCAGAUCCUAGGCUACGGCUGCACAACCAUCGCCUGGUCCCCCUACGGUCCCCACUGGCGCAACCUCCGCCGCGUAUCCGCCGUCCACCUCUUAUCCACGGGCGCCCUCCGCUCGUCCUCCGACUCACGGACUGGCGCGGUCCGGUCGCUCGCGAAGUCCCUCUUCCUUGAGGACGGCGAUUCGGGGCCGGCCGGCCCGCGGCGAGUGGAGAUGAAGUCGAGGUUCUUCAAUCUCGCGUACGACGUGAUGAUGGGGGUGGUGGCCACGGUCAUCGAGGGGGAGUCCGCGGACGAGAGGCAGCGAUUCCGGGAGGUGGUGGAGGAGAUGUUUGCGGUGAGCGGGGCGGUAAACGUGGCGGACUUCUUUCCGGCGCUGCGGAGGCUGGGCUGGCGUGGGCAUGAGAGGAAGCUCGCGAGUCUCCAGCAUAGGAGGGACGCGUUAAUCGGGGAACUGAUCGAGCGUCAUCGCGUCCGCCCCCGUCAGAGUUGCCGCAACCGAGAGGCGGCGGGGAAAGGAGACGAGGGGAGGACAACGGUGAUCGACGUUAUGUUGUCCUUGCAGGAAAGCGAGCCGGAAACGUACACCGACGUCACAAUUAAGGGCCUUAUCGUGGAGAGCGAUCCGGGAACUUACACCGACGUCACCAUUAAGGGCCUCAUUGCGGACUUACUGGCAGCAGGAACAGACACGUCGGCCGUCACCAUGGAAUGGGCCAUGUGCCUCCUGCUCAUCCACCCCGAAGUCCUGCACGCGGCGAGGGCCGAGCUCGAUGCCAAGAUCGGCCAAGGGCGGAUGGUGGAAGAAGAAGACAUCCCCGAUCUCCCCUACCUCAACUGCAUCAUCAAUGAGACCCUCCGGCUGUACCCCGCCGGGCCGCUCCUGGUGCCCCAUGAGUCUUCCCAGGACUGCACCGUCGGUGGCUACGACGUGCCUCGCGGCACGAUGCUUUUGGUGAACGCGUGGGCCAUCCACAGGGACCCCAAUUCUUGGGACGAACCCGAGGAGUUCAAGCCGGAGAGGUUCCAGUGCGAGGGAGGGAAGGAGGAGGCAGGGCUUAGGAUGCUUCCGUUCGGGUCCGGGCGGCGCAAGUGCCCCGGGGAAGGCCUCGCCAUGCGGGUGAUUGGGCUGGCACUCGCGACCUUGAUCCACUGUUUCGAGUGGGAGAAGCUUCCGGGGGAGGAGGUGGACAUGACUGAAGGGCGGGGGCUCACCAUGCCCAAAGCAAAGCCACUGGAAGCCAUGUGCACGCCACGCCACACCAUGCUUGAUGCCCUUUCACAGCUCCGAGAGUUGGCAUUACAGUAUGUCUAAGACGUUCGUUCCACCGGUUAAAACGCUGCUCUGUGGGUUCGUUGUCUGAUGCGUGUGCUUUUGUCGUUAUGGACGCUUUUGUUCUUGUUGGUUGGCGUCUUACCUGUGUUUGUAGCCUAAUUAAUAAUUUACAUGCUGAGAUAGGUAUGACCGUCUCUUGUAUUUUCGUCCUCCGUAUAAAUCUAAAAACGAGGUUAGCGCA